UACAAUCUGGGUCAGCUGCAGCUGGUUUUACUGCAUUUCUCCAUGUGGCAGGCAGAGCAAAGCCACAAUGCUUUCUCUGCUGGAUUAAAGACAGCCCGCAGACCAGGAACUUCCACUCUACUACUUAAAAUUACAUAGGUGGCUUGUCAAAUUCAAUUGAUUAGUGCUGUAAGAAGAAAAAGAAGCUCCUUAUUACAGCUUGGAUUCAACGGUCCAAAACAAAAAUGCAGUUGCCAUUAAAGUCACAGACGAACAAGCGUCUACACUGAUUUUUAAAAGCAAGAGUAAGAGCAGCAAGUUUCUGGGCUUGCUUUAUCAACAGAUGCAAAAAGAUAGCAUACAACCUCAUUUCAAAAUGAAGGCUUUUAUCUGGACCCUAAGUGUGCUAUUCUUCCUACUAAUGGGCAUUGGACGUUGCAGAGGAGGACAGUUCAAAAUUAAAAAAAUAACCCAGAGGAGAUACCCUCGCGCCACAGAUGGUAAAGAGGAAGCAAAGAAAUGUUCAUACACAUUUCUGGUACCUGAACAAAAAAUAACAGGGCCAAUAUGUGUCAAUACCAAAGGGCAAGAUGCAGGUACCAUUAAAGACAUGAUCACCAGGAUGGAUCUUGAGAACCUGAAGGACGUGCUCUCCAAGCAGAAGCGGGAGAUAGAUGUCCUGCAGUUGGUGGUGGAUGUGGAUGGAAACAUUGUCAAUGAGGUAAAGCUGCUGAGGAAAGAAAGCCGUAACAUGAACUCCCGUGUUACUCAGCUCUAUAUGCAACUACUGCAUGAGAUUAUCCGAAAGAGGGAUAAUUCACUUGAACUUUCCCAGUUGGAAAAUAAAAUCCUCAAUGUCACCACAGAAAUGUUGAAGAUGGCAACAAGGUACAGGGAACUGGAGGUGAAAUACGCUUCCUUGACUGAUCUGGUCAAUAACCAGUCUGUGAUGAUCACUUUGUUGGAAGAACAGUGCUUGAGGAUCUUUUCUCGACAGGACCCCCAUGUGUCUCCUCCUCUCGUCCAGGUCGUGCCACAGCACAUUCCCAACAGUCAUCAGUACACUCCCGGUCUGCUGGGAGGCAAUGAGAUACAGAGGGACCCAGGCUAUCCCAGAGGUUUAAUGCCACCGCCUGAUCUGGUAACUUCUCCCACCAAAAGCCCUCUCAAGAUACCACCGGUCACUUUCAUCAAUGAAGGACCAUACAAAGAUUGUCAGCACGCAAAAGACGCUGGACAUUCAGUCAGUGGGAUUUAUAUGAUCAAACCUGAAAACAGCAAAGGACCAAUGCAACUAUGGUGUGAGAACAGUUUGGAUCCUGGAGGUUGGACUGUUAUUCAGAAAAGAACAGAUGGCUCUGUCAACUUCUUCAGAAACUGGGAAAAUUAUAAGAAAGGAUUUGGAAACAUUGAUGGAGAAUAUUGGCUUGGACUGGAAAAUAUCUAUUUGCUUAGCAAUCAAGAUAAUUAUAAGUUAUUGAUUGAAUUAGAAGACUGGAGUGACAAAAAAGUCUAUGCAGAAUAUAGUAGUUUCCGCCUGGAACCAGAAAGUGAAUUCUAUAGAUUGCGUCUGGGGACUUACCAGGGGAAUGCUGGGGAUUCCAUGAUGUGGCAUAAUGGUAAACAGUUCACCACUCUGGACAGAGAUAAAGAUAUGUAUGCAGGAAACUGCGCCCACUUCCAUAAAGGAGGAUGGUGGUACAAUGCCUGUGCACACUCUAAUCUCAACGGAGUCUGGUACAGAGGAGGCCAGUACAGAAGCAAGUAUCAAGACGGGAUAUUUUGGGCCGAAUACCGAGGUGGCUCAUACUCCUUGAGAGCAGUUCAGAUGCUGAUCAAGCCCAUUGACUGAAGAGACGCAGUCUCCAAUUUAAAUGACACAGAACUCUAUUUUUCAGUUCCUAAAAAUGUAAAUGUUACAUGUAUAUUAUUUUGCACAAUUCAUUUCUACAGAUAUAGUUUUUUAAGUGAAUUUUUACUGUAACUAUAAAAGGGGAUUUAUGAAUAUAGAUUCAUCUUCCCUUAAUAUACUGUAGAAGAUUAUCUAUAAUCCAAGUUAUUUUAAAAAUAUUAUUGACUGAAUACAGGCGAAGUUUGUUUUCUAAAAUGUAAAUUAUUUGUGACAACAUAAAAGAAAUUUUAGCUUUAUUUUAAAUCAAAAUUCAAUACAUGUCAAGAUCCUUAACAAUUUAUUUAAAGCCUUUAUGAGAAUGCUGUAACUUCCAAUGGAAAAAUAAUUUUAAGAUUUCAGCAACAUCAUACAUUUUAUUUAUAAAAAAUAGACAGGAAAUUAGAAAAAACUCUAGUUUUGCCAACAAUUUGCAUUGAAUAAAAGUUAUUUCAAAUUGA
Cervus elaphus (red deer) is the source of this 2328-nucleotide messenger RNA. It is a transcript of the gene ANGPTL1, whose product is annotated as angiopoietin like 1. Lineage: Eukaryota; Metazoa; Chordata; Mammalia; Artiodactyla; Cervidae. The transcript has 5 exons. The record is from RefSeq and is a predicted model, not a curated record. The coding region runs from base 323 to 1831 and encodes 502 amino acids. Gene Ontology annotation, biological process: cell surface receptor protein tyrosine kinase signaling pathway.